Staurois parvus is the source of this 292-nucleotide messenger RNA. NCBI's taxonomy places the organism in Eukaryota, Metazoa, Chordata, Amphibia, Anura, Ranidae. The record is from the annotation of a GenBank genome assembly.
GCAUUCCUCUCCUCACCGGCUGUCAUGCUGACAGCUGAAGGGACAUCUACACUGAUCAUCAGGGCACUGAUCAGUGCCCUGAUGAUCAGUGUAACCCCAUCAGUGCCACCUGUUAGUGUCCAUUAAUGUCACCUGUCAGUGUCUGUCAAUGCCACCUGUCAGUGCCUACCAGUGCACAUAAAUGCCACAUAUCAGUGCCCAUCUGAGCUGCCUAUCAGUGCUAGUCAGUGCCGCCUAUGAGUGCUGCCAAUCAGUGCUGCCUAUCAGUGCCCAUCAGUGCCACCUAACAGUG